Molecule: messenger RNA, 1350 nt
Organism: Sodiomyces alkalinus F11
Lineage: Eukaryota; Fungi; Ascomycota; Sordariomycetes; Glomerellales; Plectosphaerellaceae
Exons: 2
Coding region: 1-1350 (449 amino acids)
Biological process (GO): wybutosine biosynthetic process; tRNA methylation
Cellular component (GO): cytoplasm
Molecular function (GO): S-adenosylmethionine-dependent methyltransferase activity; tRNA methyltransferase activity
Source: RefSeq, a predicted model, not a curated record
AUGCAUGUCCCCACACCUAGUUGCUGUCUCCACUUCGGUCAGAAACCUUGGCCGAAAUGGCUGGAUGUCUACCUGGGUACUCAUCAAUGUCGGCCGCCAAAGGUCAAGGCGGAAAACCCGAUCGUUUUAGCCACCAGGAAGUGGCUUGCAACGGUUCCCGUUGAGGUCGAGAGCGUUACGGGCUUAGGCCGUCAUAAUGCUCUCCUCGCACAAACACCUAAACGCUUCUCUGUAUACGAGCCUCUGGUCUUACUCCCCGCUGGCAGUUUUCACACCCCUCAAUGGCGUGCGCUUUUGUCUCAUCCCCAGCUCGACGAGCCCAGUCUCCAUCAUCUCUGGGUAGCCAUAUUAGACGAGAUAUCUCGAACCCACAGUCACUCGGGGUUGUCGACUCAUCUGGCCAUCAACGAAGGCAUACCUGUACGGUGCCCCGCCCAUGAUCCGGUUUCGGACGACGGGGUUGCUCAGGAAGCUGAUAGGACCGACAAUGUCCUCCGAUCUCCCAAGGGGCUGAGGAUGUUGUACGGUGAUUUCGGUCCAAGCCAGGCACCCGCUAAUCCGUCCGCUGAAGAUUUUGAUCGGGCCCUGUGGGUUUCGACCAAGCAGAACGGAAUCUACCAGACCUGGGCGCCGCGGUGGACAAUGUUCAGCCGGGGCAACGUCAAGGAGAAGGCCCGCCUUCUGAACUUCCAUAACGACGACACCUGGCCGCACCGAUUCGCCGUUGCUCCUGGGUCCGAGGGCCAGUGGGCAGUGGACUUGUACGCCGGGAUCGGCUAUUUCACAUUCUCAUAUGCGCGGCUCCGGCUUCGCGUCCUUUGCUGGGAACUCAACCCAUGGAGCGUCGAGGCCCUGUGUCGCGGCGGCAAGGCAAAUGGAUGGGGAGUGAAGAUUGUGAAGGGGGACGACUUGCUCCGUCCCUCGGCCGAGCUCGUGUCCGGCGACGAAAGGAUCAUCGUGUUUCUGGAAGACAACCGGGAAGCCGCCCGCAGACUGCAAGAUAUCAGAGCGUCGGGGCUGAGACUUGACAUCGUCCACGUCAAUGCCGGCAUGCUCCCUACCAGUGAGGAGACGUGGCGCCCUGCCUGGGACAUGGCCGCUCUCGAAGGGGAAGUCAGCUGGCUGCAUCUCCACGAGAACGUCGGCUUCAGUGAUUUGGGACGCAGACGCGAGGAGAUACAAAAUUUAUUUGACGACUGUGCAGCAGUCUCGGAAAAGAACGGGACUGGAAAUUCGCGCCAUGCCAAAGUAGAACAUGUUGAACUGGUCAAAACAUAUGCGCCCGACGUGUGGCACUGCGUCUUCGACGUAUGUAUUAAGAGGAUAUAUACAGAAAAUUCAUGUCCCUAA